Molecule: messenger RNA, 1386 nt
Organism: Diprion similis
Lineage: Eukaryota; Metazoa; Arthropoda; Insecta; Hymenoptera; Diprionidae
Exons: 5
Coding region: 30-1055 (341 amino acids)
Source: RefSeq, a predicted model, not a curated record
UUAAUAUCGGAUACGUCGCAUUGCCAGCCAUGACCUCGUACUUGACACUGGCGUUAGCUGCGGUUGCGAUUUCCGCAACGAUAUCGACGGCUCGAGUCAUCCCGGCAGAACCUCUUUCCGUGAUGCUCGACGCCUAUGGAAACCCGGUUUUAUUCCUGAGGGAAAAACGGGCCCCGUUAAGACCCGUGGUACCACAACGUGCCAUGAUGUUCACCGGAUAUUACAGACCGGCACGCAGAUCCGAAGACGGUGAUCAAGCCACGGGGGUGUUUGCCCAAGGAAAUUCAGUCAGCGGAGGAUCGUAUUUGGGCGGAAUUCCACCAACUGGCUUAAAAAACGGUCCGGAACCGAUCGACGAGCCCGAGGUAUCCAGAGCCCAGGCUGAAGCCGCACCGGAAGUUGCAAACCCUAACCUUGGAUUCCGUGAUGAUGAUCAACAAGUUCAAGAUCAACCCGAUGCCGUAUAUUCGCCGCAGAAACCGUCAGUAUUCACUGGCGAGAAUGAUGCGGCGUCUGGCGGUCACCUCGGAACUACUACUUUCAGUACUAGUUGCAAGGAACAGCCUGAAACCCCAAUUGCGGAUCCAGAGCCUCUGCCAGAGGAUGUAGAGGAUGGAGGAGCGGCCGUUGAAAUUCCCGAGAAUUCUGCGGCACCGGAAGAAGCGGGUCAGGCACCAGCUCCCGAGGGUUCGACAGUGUUGGCACAGCGUCCGCCGGUAAAGAAGGGAAAGAAGAGACCGAUCGUUCCGGAAGCUGAGGAUGAGGACGAGGAUGACUUCGAGGACGAGGAAUCUGUCGUUCCAUCCUGGCCGGUUAGCGGAAACCGACGUCAGGGUGGCUACGUUCCGAACUUGAACAAUUUCUUCCCGAUGAUGUUUAGCUUCCCUGGAGUUUCCAGGCGCGCCGGAUCUUCCGGUUCGCUUCCUGGCGUCGUUACUGCUAUUGCCAACAGCUAUUCAACCGGGAAAAGCGGCGUUGCUAGUUCCAUUGCUACAGCUUAUGGCGGAGCUCCGAAUGGGAAGAAGGCGAGGCGCACACCUGUCGCCGAGGAAUAAAUCUCAGCCUGUCCGAACAAGAGUCUGAAAUGUCAAUGUCAAAGCCAACUAUAUACGCACACACACACACAAACACACAUAUAUAUAUACAUGCAUAGAUAUUUUGUCUACUACUCGAUCCACGAACGUGAAGAAAUACACGAAGAACUUCUGAAAUUCUACUUUUGGCAACAUUUAUGGAACAACAUUUGCCGCGGAUAUAAUUAGUAGUAGUCGAAAAUCGUGUGAAAUAGAAAAUAUUUGCAUGUAUUCACAUAAUAAUACACAAAUAAUUUGAUUCCUUUUCAUGCAUGUACGUGAAAUUUAAGUUUACAUAAUAAAUAAAUAAACA